Messenger RNA from Aphanomyces invadans, 667 nucleotides. RefSeq lists its product as hypothetical. The record is from RefSeq and is a predicted model, not a curated record. Bases 14 to 646 code for a protein of 210 amino acids. NCBI's taxonomy places the organism in Eukaryota, Oomycota, Saprolegniomycetes, Saprolegniales, Verrucalvaceae. The transcript has a single exon.
UUGCACUCGGAUCAUGGCGGCCUCGUUGCUCCAGGCUUCGACAUCUUCGCCCGCGUGGGGACGGACGUCGGCAGCCGUACCUGAACGAGUGAGCUUGCACAUGAUCAUGGAUGAAGCCCUGGCCCUUCGCAUCGAGCACGACGACCUGAUGGAGCUGGAAGGGCCUGGGGUAUUCGUCGACCAUGACUCCCAACCGGCGAACGAUGACUUCGCUCAUGAUGUGAGCUCUGACUAUGCGGUGGCGUUGGCGCUGCAGCUCGAGGAGCAGACUGCUGCCCACACGAUUGAGUAUGCUGUAGUCGCAACAUCUAGUGCGCCCUGCCCUGCUUUUGACAGCUCUGCGGUCGUCCUCUUGAGCCAUCACAACGGCGAGACGACGGAGGAGCGUGCCGAUGAAAUUCAAGACAAGUUGAUGCACCACACUCGACCCCGUCCCAAGAGCCAUGGCCUCAAAACGACAAGGAAGCGACGAAACAACCGAGCUGCAGCGACCGAUGCGACAGUGUCUUGGAAGGAUUUGUCCGACAGCGAUUGCGAAGACGUCGAGUGCCCUGGGCUGGCGCUCGACGCGUUGCUUUUCGUCGCUACGGACGCAUACAAUGCCAUUGCACCAGAAUUGCCCUUUUACUCGAUAACUGAGGAAUAAUGCAACCAACUCAAUGCUCGA